AUGCACCCCGGGUCAUUCAAAGGGAACCCAUCACUGUCUGUCACCGUGUCUCAAUACAUGGUCAGCCUUCGAAGGCGUAAAGUGCGCCAGGGAGAAGUCGUGACAAGUGCACGUGCUAUUGACGAGGAAACAAUCAAGGUAUUGUAUUACUUCAACAAUGGUUACCCACCGCCGGACGGCCUGGACGGCUUGACUUCCCGUAAACGAAAGGCUGAGCAUCCGGAAGACUGGGCUGGGUAUACGAUCCGCAUGAUGCUGCAGGUCCUCUACAUAACGUCAAUGCUCUGUCUGCUCCGGUACGAUGAAGCGCUGGGGAUUAGCUGGUCCGACGUGUUCUUCGAGCGUGCCGAGGAUGGUUCGUGGCACCGACUGCGUCUCGAGCUACCUGUUCGGAAAACCCACCAGAAUGGCGGAAUAUCACCAUUUUAUCUGUAUCCAAAUAAAGAACGGCCAUGGAUGUGCCCCAUACGUGCAUGGGCAACGUGGUGGACAAUUGUCCGUGUAGCGUCCGGUAACACUAUCCCGCAAGGCUACGUUUUCCGUAAGAAAAUGGGCACGGAUAAAUUCAGUAUCCUUCCAGGAGAUGCAAUGUCCUCUGAUUCGUUCCUUGAAUGUUUUCGGAGUAACCUCCUCGAUGUCCGCAUUGACCCACGACCCUACGGGACUCACUCUUUCCGACGUGGCGGUUGCCAGUACCUUGCCAUCACGUUGCGAUGGCCUCUGCGAGACAUCUGCUCUUGGGCUGGGUGGGCCGAGAACUUUGACAAUCCCGGCACACUAUUCAAAUACCUCUUGUCUUGGAAUGAUGCACCCCGGGUUCAGCGCGAGGACUACUUCAAUCCGAAACGCGCUGCUGAGAAACGUUGCAGUGUUUGCGGGCGCUCGUGUCACUGUGCAUAG
Molecule: messenger RNA, 900 nt
Organism: Gloeophyllum trabeum ATCC 11539
Lineage: Eukaryota; Fungi; Basidiomycota; Agaricomycetes; Gloeophyllales; Gloeophyllaceae
Exons: 4
Coding region: 1-900 (299 amino acids)
Biological process (GO): DNA recombination; DNA integration
Molecular function (GO): DNA binding
Source: RefSeq, a predicted model, not a curated record